CAUAACUUGCCCAGAUAUUCCUUGGGUAUUAGAGUUAUUUUGUCUCACUCUGACUUUUCAAAGGAGGGCGAUUCUUGCCGGCAACAAAACAGUCUCCCCUGCCCCGGAGACUUCUGAAGCGCAGAGCUACGCACCUAGCGCCGGAUAUCACUUGCCGUCCAUCCUACAAUACCGUGCCGCCUAUUCUCGGUCUCAAAGCAGCGAGUUUAGCCCAAACUCGUUGAUGCAAUGGCUGGGGUUCUACGGCAAGGUGGCUCUAAUAUCCAGACCACGGGCAUUUCUUGCCGCUUCAGUCUUUCUGGGGUUCAAGUUUCCCGCCUGGCUGUGGGCAAAAAGCUUCAAUUUCGAGUUCCGGGUCUUGAUUCUCGGCUUAGUUCGUGCGCAGAACCGAGUACCCAUCUACAGCCCUUUAAUGGUAGCGUGUCUUGACGGGGACGUUCCGCAAAUCCGACAACAUCUCCGUGAUGGCGUGGGCGCGCUUGGAGAUCGCUCAACCUGUGCCGGCAGAACACCUCUGAUGGUGAGUGCUUUCCCAAGCUUCUAUUAUAGGGCUAUCGUCCGCGGCCAUGUCUAACUAACCAC
This is a messenger RNA of Lasiosphaeria miniovina, 582 nucleotides long. RefSeq lists its product as uncharacterized. The transcript has a single exon. The record is from RefSeq and is a predicted model, not a curated record. NCBI's taxonomy places the organism in Eukaryota, Fungi, Ascomycota, Sordariomycetes, Sordariales, Lasiosphaeriaceae. The coding region runs from base 224 to 574 and encodes 116 amino acids.